GCCAUUGUGGUGGUUGGUUGGUGUACUUCAGUGACAUAGGACAUAGAUGUCCAGCUUGUGUGUUUUUUAACAAGAUUUAGGGCCGUAAUGAAUAUAUUUUUUACUAAUAUUUUAGUGGAAGUAACAACAGUGACAAUAAUGCGUGCCGAACCUUUUAUACCUGACUAAUUGGCAUUUUUGAGUCAUCACGGAUACUCCAGGGCAGUUAUUGAAUAGGCCCAACGAUGGAGGUCGCAGCCCGAGCCCUGGACGUCCUCCCACUCCUGCAGGAGCGGGUGGCGGCGCUGACCGGCGGCCGCGACCGCCGCGGAGGGCCCAUCAUAUGGUUCCCGGCCAACUCCCGGCGGGAUCGCGUCGCGCCAGAUGACUAUAGACGCCUACUGCAUUAUUUAAUCAGCAUACCUAGUGACUCUGUUAGAACUCAUGGCUUCACAAUUCUGAUAGAUAUGAGAGGUUCCGCAUGGGCAGCUAUCAAACCAAUUCUAAAAGUUCUUCAAGAACACUUUCCCUCAUCCGUCCAUCAGGCACUGGUUGUUAAACCUGACAAUUUUUGGCAGAAGCAGCGCACAACAAUAGGAGCACAUAAGUACAAGUUCGAAACAACCAUGAUUAGCUUAGAAGCACUUCCUAAAGUCAUAGAUAGUUCACAAGUAACAACAGAUUUAGAUGGUACACUUCAAUAUGAUCAUUCACAGUGGAUAGAUUUGAGACUGGCAUUAGAAGAGCUCACGUGGCAGGCUGGUGAACUAAUAGAUAGGCUAGAUGACUUGCAAGAGGACGUAGCACGAGCAGAUUUUGCGGAUGACGUAACAGGAGCUCGGCGUGCCAUAGAUGCACAUGCAGACAUAAGCAAACGUUUGGCCAAAGUUCCUGUAGACGAGCUUGAAGCACAAGGGGAGCGUGUGCUCCAGCGCCUAGAAGCCGCGGAGGCCGCAUGCGCAGAGGCGAGCGGCAGCGGCGGCGAGCCGGUCGCCUUCCACUGCGGUUCGCCGAGCGCCGUACGCUCUCAGCUCGCGAGCGUUCGCUCCGCACACGCGCACGCGCACAAACUGUGGCAGCACAAGAAGAUGCAACUAGACCAGUGCUUCCAGCUGCGGCUGUUUGAACAGGACUGCGAGAAGAUGCUCGAGUGGAUUGUAAAUCAUCGGACGGCAUUUCUAUCUACCUACGUCGAAAUAGGCAGGUCGUGCGCCGCCGCAAAACGUCUGCAAGAAGAACAUGCAAGGUUUGCAGCCGCUUGCACUGGUGGUGGAAGGCCGAGCGUAGCUCGUGUGACGACCGCUGCUCGCCGCUUAGCUGAUAAGCGGCAUUACGCUGAAGCCCAUAUUACUGCGCUUGCACAUCGUCUUGAGCGCGCUUAUAAACAACUCUCCGCCGGUCUGGAGGAACGUUCAGCCGUGUUAUCCUUAUCAGUGGUAUUCCACCACAAGGCGGAAGCGUACGCAUCAGCGGUGGGCGGUUGGGGCGCUCAGUGCGCGGUCGCCUUACAACUAGCCACAGGCCAAGGCGGCGCGCCCUGCAGCGACCCAAGGGCCUUAGAGCAGCACGCCCAAAGACAUCGCCAGUUGUACGAGCACAUGUGCCAGGCGUAUACAGAGGUCCAUUCAACUAGUAAAAAGCUCCUGUACCAACUAGAUCAUUUAGUUCAAGUGUGCCAUCAAACUGACCCUGCAGAUAUGCAGAGCGAUGGAUCCGUGAGUACGGCGGGCAGUAGCGGGGGCGAUCCGGCCGCGGACUACAGUUCGGGCGCCAACCACGUGCUGGCCGUCAUCCACCAGAUCCUGGGCCACCACCGGGCUUUGGAGGCACGCUACCACCAGGCCCGCCUCAAGCUGCAUCAGAGGCUCGCGCUGCUGCUGUACAAGGAGGAUUGUAGGCAGGUGCUCGAUUGGCUGGCAAACCACGGGGAAGUGUUUUUACAAAAAAAUACGGGUGUAGGAAGGAAUCUCCAUAAAGCAAGAGUUUAUCAAAAAUCGCACGAACAUUUUGAAAAUGUUGCUCAAAACACAUACACGAACGCAGAAAAGCUACUGGCGGCCGCGGAAGAGUUGGCUCGCUCCGGUGAAUGUGAUCCUGAAGAGGUUCUCGGAGUAGCGCGAGACUUGGAGGCUCAUGUGGCCGCCUUCGCUGCUAGAGUGGACAGACGCCGGCGACGGCUCGACCUCGCCGUGCUGCUGUACACGCACGAGAAGGAGUUGGUUCAAUGGUUGGAUACAUUGCGAAGUGGCGGCGGCGUUUGCGCAGCCGACGACACUCCCGAAGCGGCGCGACGUGCCUUAGAACAAUGUGCUCAGCAUCGCGCCGCUAGUCUGGACGCUUGUGCAGCUACUAUUGCGCAGGGGGAAGCACUGCUCCAAGACCUAAGAUCGUCAGGCGACUCGGAUGCGACCAGCACAGCUGCCGUGGAGACGACCCUCGAGCGGCUGCGCGGCACCCGCGGCGCACUCGAGGAACUCUGGUCCGACCGGGAGCGCCGGCUCGAACUCACGCUGCAGCUCAGGCACUUUGAGCGAGACGCACUUGAGGUGUCAUCUCGUCUGGAGCUUUGGGGUGACGAAUUGCAGCGGACGGAGCCUCCCCGCGACCCCCAACAAGCCGAACAAGCGCUCGCGGCGCACAACGAGAGCGUCGCCAGAAUGCAACAUGCCACCUAUCAGGUCGUCCAACAAGGCCAGGAGCUGGCGGCCGCGAUAGCCGAAGCGUCGGACGUGAUGGCCUCCAGCAACUCGGACGGGUCGGAGCCAGCGCCGCUCGACGCGCAGGCGCGCGUGCAACUUCUGCUCGAGUUCCUGCACGACAGGCAGCUGGAUCUGGAAGAACUGGCUGAGGAGAGGCGAGCCCGGUUCGAACAAUGCGUGCAGCUCGGUCAAUUUCAAAAGGACGCGGCUCAAGUGGUCAGUUGGAUCCGCAACGGCGAAGCGAUGCUGGCGGCAUCGUUCUCCAUUCCCGGCACUCUGGCUGAAGCGGAGCAACUGAAGCGAGAGCAUGACCAGUUCCAGGUGGCCGUGGAGAAGACCCACGCGAGCGCCGUGCAAGUCAAGUAUCGAGCCGAUGCGCUGCGAGCCGCCAACCACUACGAUCCGCACACGAUAAGAGAAAUUUCCGAAGAGGUGACCGAGCGUUGGCAACGGCUCGUCACUUGCGCCGAGGAGCGCCACAAGCUGGUGACCGCCUCGCUCAACUUCUACAAGACCGCGGAGCAAGUGUGUUCCGUGCUGGACUCGCUGGAGCGCGAGUACCGGCGCGACGAGGACUGGUGCGGGUCCGCCGCGGCGCCAUCUGCCGACGAGCCCGCUCAGGCCCCCGCCCUGGACAAGGCUGCCCAGGUGGCAGCACUGAUAGUGAAGCAUGGCGAGCAGAAGGAAGCAUUUUUAAAGGCGUGCACAUUAGCGCGUCGUACUGCCGAGACAUUCCUGAAGUACGCGGCGCGAUCGGCGCAAGUGCACGGACAAACCGCGGCCGCUAGUAAGGCACACCACGAGCAAACCCGGGCCAUACUCGACACUCUACUAGCUCAAGAGAAUAAGGUUUUGGAGCAUUGGACAGUGCGUAAGAAGCGUCUCGAGCAGUGUCAACAAUUCGCGUUGUUCGAGCGAUCCGCCCGCGCGGCCGUAGAAUGGAUCCGCGAGACGCAGGAGCGGUGCGGCGCCGCAGCGGCGGCCGCGGCGGCGGGUGUGGCGCGGGAGAGCCGCGAACGCGUGCGGUUGUUGGCGCAACUGGCUGAUGGGCUCGUGGAAAAGGGGCAUCCCCACGCCGUACAGAUCAAGGAGUGGGUUGCCGCUGUCGAUGCAAGAUAUGCAGAGUUCAGCGGUUCUAUGGAAGGCGGUGAGAGCGAGCCGGAGAGCGACAGCGGCGCGGCCACAUCGCUGGCGUCUUCGCAGGCGGGCGAACAAGACUCGCGUUCAGAUGUGCCGCCGCCCGCCGCCGGCGACGAUAAGAGGAGAAGCGCGCGGCGUAAAGAGUUCAUAAUGGCCGAGUUGCUUCAAACCGAGCGCGCGUAUGUCAAAGAUCUGGAGACCUGCAUUACUUGUUAUCUUCGCGAGAUGCGAACGGACCCUGGCGGGGUGCCGUCUGCGCUACAAGGAAAGGAGGAGAUGAUAUUUGGCAACAUAGAGGAGAUCCAUCGGUUUCACGAGCGCGUAUUCUUGCGCGAGCUAGACAAGUACGAGUCGAUGCCGGAAGAUGUGGGACAUUGUUUCGUGACGUGGGCACGCGAGUUCGAUAUGUACGUCGCGUACUGUCGCAACAAGCCCGACAGCAACGCGGUGGUCGUGCAGCACGCCGGUGACUAUUUCGAGAGGGUGCAACGCAAGAAGAAAUUAGAGCAUCCAUUAGCAGCAUACUUGAUCAAACCAGUACAGCGAAUCACCAAAUACCAGCUGCUACUAAAAGACCUUCAAGCUUGCUGCGCCGAAGGACAAGGCGAAAUCAAGGACGGCUUGGAGGUUAUGCUGUCAGUGCCAAAGAAGGCAAAUGACGCGAUGCACCUCUCUUUGCUGGAGGGGUGCGACGUGCCCGCCGACAGCUUGGGCGAGGUGGUGCUGCAGGACUCGUUCCACGUUUGGGACCUGCGCCAGAUUAUCAAGAAGGGCCGCGAGCGACGCGUCUUCCUCUUCGACCUGCAUUUGCUACUCGCCAAGGAGGUCAAAGACUCACACGGGAAGGCCAAAUACAUCUACAAAACUAAAUUUAUGACGUCAGAACUGGGAGUGACCGAACACAUAGAGGGCGAUGAGUGUAAAUUCUCGGUAUGGACCGGGCGAGAGCCCAUGGCGAGCGACUGUCGGAUAGUUUUGAAAGCGCCUUCCCUAGAAGUAAAACAGACCUGGGUCCGCCGCCUGAGGGAAGUCAUACAGGAAACGUACUUCAGUGGCGCGUUACAGCAGCCGCCGCGGAGUCCGGCCCGCGUGCGGCCCACUAGCUCGCAACGAUCCAGCAGGGACUUGGACGACACGGUACUAGACGAAACCACAGAGAACUUAGACCGCAAUUCUCUAGCGUCUUUUGGAAGCGGCAACACCACCGAUUCCGACAAGCAAGCGGAGAUGACUUGGGUGGUGGCGGAGCACCAGGCGGGCGGAGCGGGAGAGCUGUCAGUUGCGAAAGGGCAGCAGGUGGAGGUGGUAGAACCGUGGGCCGGGCGUGCAGACUGGUGGGUGGUGCGCGCGCCCGGCGAGCCCGCGCAGGAGGGCGCGGUGCCAGCGCAUGUGCUCAAGCCGCAGCCGCAGCCCAAAACCUCGCCCUCGCGCCGACCCUUAAGCCAGCCCUGCGACGAAGCAUUAGACGCUUCGAAUUCUGACCCCGGCGGAAGCGUCAGCGCUGCCAGCCCGGGGAAGCAGCGGCGAGGCUUUAGCGGGAGGCGAUGGCUAGGGCUCCGCAAGCCAUCGCAAGGCAAGGAGAAGGCACCUAGCGGUGCACAAUCACCAGCCACGGCGGAAAAGCCUGCACCGCUCAAGAAGAUGCCCUCUGAUAGAAAACUUAAGUUGCCGUACGCUGCUGAAACGGGGCGCGCCGAAGAUGGUGCCAACGCGAGUGCGGGUGAGGCCAGCAAUGCCGCCGCCCUCGACGAGGUUGAGGACGACGCUGCCGACGUCGAGUUACCGCCGCCCAUGAAGCCCAUACAGGACCCCCAAGCUGUUUUGCAAGCUCCCGCCCAGCCGGCCACAACGUCGAUUCCGUCUCGGGCCUCAUUAUCUCUCGAAGCAUUGGACAGUAACGGUGGUCCCGCUGAUAUCGCGGAAAUAGAACAGAUCGUUAUGGAGAAAAUGCACUUGCACAACCACCAGGAACAGCACGGGUCGGCGCAGGCCCGGGGCGGUGGCGAGGAGCCGGGCACACCGCCGCCCGCCACUGACUCUAUCGAGGCCAUCCUCAAGAAGCGCGAAUACGUGCUGCGGGAACUGGUCGACACCGAAGACAUAUACGUGAGCGACCUGCGCCUGGUCUGCGAGGGAUAUAUUCGCCAUUUCCAGGACGCUAAUCCUGACCCGCCGAUACCGGAAGGCUUGCGGGACCGCCGUCACCGCAUGAUAUUUGGCAACAUCGAAGCCAUCUACGAAUGGCAUCGAGACAAGUUCGUGCGCGACCUACACGAAUGCGUGGCAGCGCCGGAGCUGCUGGGGCCGCUGUUCCACCGCUUCCUGGAGAAGAGGAUGUUCCUCUACGAGGCGUACUGUCGCAACAAGCCCGUCUCCGAGUACAUUGUCUCGGAGCACGACCACUACUUCCAGGAGUUGCGACACAAACUCGGCCAUAAGCUCCAGCUCGGCGAUUUGCUCAUAAAGCCAAUCCAGAGAAUUCAAAAGUACCAUUUGUUGGUGAAGAAGAUUCUCUCUUACUCGGAACUGGCCAAGGCGCCGCCAGAGGUGAUCGUGGCUCUGCGCGACGCUGUACACUACACAGACAUAAUUCCAAAGAACGCAAAUAUGAUGAUGGACGUCGGGCGCCUACAGGGGUUCACGGGUAACAUCACGGCGCAAGGCAAGCUUUUAAUGCAGGAGGCGCUUGUUGUAGCAGAGUCUACAGGCGGCAACGACAAGGGCAAAGAGUUGCACGUGUUUUUGUUCGAACAAUGCGUGAUAUUCAGCGAGGCGGUCGGCAAGAAGAGCCAGUUUACCAGCCCUACCUAUAACUAUAAGGCGCAUGUGCAGAUGAACAAAAUGGAGUUCGAAGAGGUGGAAGGGAAGGAUGCGUUCAUAAUCCACUCGGUGGACCCCAACAAGCCGCGCCAAUCGUUCGUUUGCCGCGCUUCCGACCCGCGUCGUAAGGGCGUGUGGGCAGCCACGCUGGCCAGCAUUCUGCAGUCCCAGCGGAUGUUCGGCGAGGCGUUGGAGAACCCCGGCGCUUACCUCAGGGAACUGCACUCGCACUCGUCUAUGGGUGAGGGUUGGUGCGGUCUGCGUAAAACGGAAAGCGUGCCUCCAUCGCUGGGCGCCCGGCUCGCGCCCGAGCUCCGGCGGACGCAGAGGCCGCACGCUAAAGCGAACACAAUCAACCUGCCAACCACGGCCAUCCGCUCCGACGACAGGAAGAAACCUAACGCGGCAGUGAGCCCCACCUCACCGCCGCACGCCAACGGCUUGUCGAAGCGGCCGUGGGGGUUGAAGCUGCGGCGCGGUGGCAGCGGCGGCGGCGGCGAGCCCAGCUCUGAGGGUGUAGUGACGGAGCUCCGGCCGCCCGAGCUCUCCGAGCCCGCCACCGACGUCACCGCCGCGCCCGGCGGCUCGGCCACGCUCGCCUGCCGUGCAAUUGCGGCGCGCGCCUCUUGUGCCUGGCGCAAGACUGCACCGGAAACACGAGCGCUACGCCACGGUGGAAGAUUCGCCAUCUCACUCACUCCAGAUGGCCAUGCCACGCUCACGAUACACGCGUGUCGGGCCUCCGACGCCGGCGUGUACUGCUGUCUAAUCACCAACGAGUUGGGAGGUGUGCAAACAUCCGCGAGAUUGACCGUAGGCGCAGGCGGAACCCCGGGCGUGCCGGCGGUCCGAGCGCACCCCGGCGGCGGUUUGGUCGUUCAAUGGGACGAGCCGUCGCCUGCGCACCUGGAAUAUUGCCGAGUGGGGGAGGGGGAAUGGCGUCGAGCCACGGAGACCCCUGCGGCGGCGAACACACUGGCCUUGGAGGAGCUGCCGGCGGGGCAGUACAGUUUCCGGUUGGUGUGCGGGCGCAGCGGAGCGGCGGGCGCGGCGUCAGGCGCGGCGGCGUGCGGUGGCGGCGGCGGCUGGCAGCGCGAGCAGUUCGCCCGCCGGUACAGCGUUGAAGAGGAAAUUGGUCGCGGCAGAACGGCGCGCGUUUUCGCUGCACGCGACACCGGCACCGGACAACGAGUAGCUUUAAAACAGGUGUCAGCGGGUCGCGGUGCGGACGCGGUGCGCGAGUACCGUAUCUUAUCGCAAUGGGCGCAUGGCUCCAUAGUGCGCGCUCUGGCUUUGUUCAGCGAAGUGCCUCGGGCCGGCGGACAUACAUUAGUACUGGAAUUAGUCGGGGGAGGGGGGCUAUUAGAAUGGGCGGCGAACACACCAGCGCUGUACACGCAACAGACGGUGGCUAGACACGCGCGUCAGCUGCUGUCAGCGCUGCAUUGGCUGCACACUCACCACGUGGCCCAUCUCGACGUGCGGCCGGAGAACAUCCUAGUGGAGUUAGGCGGUGCCCAGUCUCAGUUGAAGCUGAUCGACCUCGGGUCGGCGGUGGAGGCGGGGGAAGGGGAAAGCGCUGGACCUUCUGCGAGGGAGGUUCUACCGCCUGCCCCAGCUCAGCUCGAGUUUGCACCGCCCGAGUGCGUGCUGGGCCGCCCGCCCGCCCCCACCUGGGACGCUUGGGCUGCAGGCGUCUUCCUAUACGUGUUCCUCACUGGGCUUUCGCCGUUCCUAGACGAGUCGAUAGAGGAGACGACGGCGAACAUAAUAAAGUGCGACUACUGCUUCCCGCCGGAGCACUGGAGCGGAGUCGACGAGCGAGCGCAGCUCAUGAUACGCGGUCUACUCGACCCCGCGCCCGCUGCGAGACUGACGCCCAGCGCCGCGCUCAACGACGCGUGGCUGGACCAGGCGCCCGCAACACCACUAUCGGCGACCCAGCUAAAGACGUUCCUAGAUCGACGACGGCCGUCCGGGCAUGGCAAUGCGUUACACUCGCUGCGUUCACCAAACGAUACCUGAGACGCGCGCGACGCCCGCCUUCAUGCGAGACGACCGCCGUCCGCCGCGGCCGCGCCACGACUGACGUAACCGCUCCUCCAGACUCUUGCCAAGCGUCCGCGCGCGCUAGACUCGGGAGUCAGGAUCACCGACCGUUGCCAAAUUUCGCCGAAUCGAUGAGCACUCGUCUGAUGAACAACUAGACUUGGCGAGAAUCUGGCAGGCGCUCGGCAUUGCUUCAUAUGCACGCCAAGCUGCGAUCAUUCGGAAUUUAGUAAGUUUCCGCGAGAUUAUCACAGUAGGUUACUCUACAGCCAUUCUUCUAUAUAAUAAUAAGAUACUUGGAUAUCUCAUAUUUUAUCCAUAAUGUACGUUAAAAUAGUUUUAUACGAAAAAUUAAAUCCGAAUGAUCGCAGCGACGUCGCGUUUUGAAUGGAAACCCUCAUUCAAAUGUAACCAAUUCUAUUAAAACUCACGUUUAAGAUUUUUAUGUGCAUUAAGGAACAAAGGCGCCAGCCAAAUGUAGAUCUUACUAUACAUUCGUGAACUCAACUUAGGUUUAUGUUUUUUCUAGCUGUAGUGUACUUGAAAUAUUCUAUAGUCAAUGUGCCCACCUGUCGAGUUCGAUAUUUUAGUUUGUGACAUCACUUCGCAGCGAGUAUUGAUUCACCUCGUGGCUUGUUCUCCACAUCGACUAGUCGAUGAUUUUUUAUAUUCGAGUCUAUUUAUAGUGUUUAAUGAAUACUUAAAAGCUUUGUAUUUUUUGAGUCACUCAGAUUAAGCUUUUAAAGUCAUUUGCAUGCAGUAUUCAAAAUUAAUUUUAACGAUAACACGCGGGAUUACAUCAUUUGGAGCAACACGUGAUGUAUAAAAGAUAUGUACGGAGAGUUUAAGAGCGGCCGAUUAUAAGGAAAGUAAAGUGUCUGUGAUUUAUACUAAAAUAAUAUUUCAUGCUUAUUCCUAAUUUAACGUAUGUACUUGUUAAAUACUAUGAAAUUUGUAUAUAGAAUUAAGUAUUACUAUGUAACAUAUAUUUUGUCCUUGACUGUGGCAAAUGCAAAAUUUUAACUAUGUAUUCGAGGGGAAAUGAAUUGGUGUACUUGACAUGUUAGUACGUGUAACUUGCGGCAGCGAAGUGGCUAGCCGACGGCACCCAGCAUUGCUCACCAGCUGAGAUUAUGUAUCGACGAAUGAACUAAGCUAUGCUGACUGACUGAUGAUCAGGGUCUAAUGAUACUCAGAGUCAUAGAGGUAUAAGAGUAGAGUAGGGGAAAUAUAAACUCUACUACAAGUGGAAGUGUCCCUCUAAUUGAAAGAGGAAGAAGAUGAGAGACUGCUAACUUUUCUCUUUAAUCGCGUAUGCGCAUUGGCUACCUUAAGCAUCUUACUAUUUCGAUGUGAUGUCAUUGGAUGCCAUGCGUCACAAGAGAGAGAGAUAGCUAGCGGUCUCUCAUCUUCCUUCUCUUUCUACUAGACGGACACUUUUAGAACCGCCCUCCCCACUCUAUUCUUAUACCUCUAUGCUCAGAGACGCCAAAUUUAAUGCCAUUUUAAGUCACGUCUUGUCUAACUCUAUUGUCGUGGCAAAGAAAGCGACAGCAAUAACUUUAAUCAAACUUAAAAUGCUGACUUGCUUGAUUGGCUGACGACGCUAGAGUACAGCUGUAAAUCUACAUAAAGAUUACAUAAAGACAGCCUGCUUAACUGCAAUUUAUAAUGGCCAUUGAUGUCAGCCAGUCGACGUGCCUCUAUAGACAGAUCUAUUUUUAAGAAAUAUUUAAUCCUUUAGUUUUUAUUGAGCGAAAUUGUUUAUCGUUGCCUUUCCAUGCGAAGUCUAAGUGUAUGUAAUAAAAUAAUGUACGAGUAUGUAAGCAUCACAAGAACGAAUCAUGAUCACAUUUUUUUAAAUCCUCUAACAUAAUCGUGAUAAAUAUUAAUGUAUUUUUCACAACAAUCCGCCUUCUUCAUAUUAUUCUUUUAUUUAACAAUUAAUCUUCUAUUUUGUUUAGUUUCUCUUCCAUGGUUUUAUGUUUACUUUUAUAUUAUUUUACUUGUGAAAAUAUUUUUUAUCAGUUCUCUUAACUGCUAUUAUUUACAUUUUACCUCUUUUAUUUUGUAGUUCAAACAGAACUUUUUAUUAAUAUGCAGUAAAUAUGCAAUGCAUUUUUACUAUCAAGUUAUAUUAUUUCAUAAAAUAAUUUUUAUCUAUAUAUAUUCCUGCAACCUAAAUGUAUAAAUAUUUUUAACAUAUUUACUCUCAGCGAGCUAUGCCAGUGUCACUUCUAGGUACCAAGUUAUGUAAGUACUGAUGUAAUUAUAUAAUUUUGCGAAUA
Molecule: messenger RNA, 10975 nt
Organism: Chilo suppressalis (striped riceborer)
Lineage: Eukaryota; Metazoa; Arthropoda; Insecta; Lepidoptera; Crambidae
Source: the annotation of a GenBank genome assembly